This is a messenger RNA of Verruconis gallopava, 1625 nucleotides long. RefSeq lists its product as uncharacterized. NCBI's taxonomy places the organism in Eukaryota, Fungi, Ascomycota, Dothideomycetes, Venturiales, Sympoventuriaceae. The record is from RefSeq and is a predicted model, not a curated record. The coding region runs from base 934 to 1476 and encodes 180 amino acids. The transcript has 3 exons.
GGAUUUUCCCAGCCACCCCGCACACACAUGGGUGUCAAUGCUGUCGAGGUAUCUCGACUGGGACGUGACUAAUUGUUUUCCUGCACUAUGGUUGUACAGUUGGAGCGUCCACUGCGCUGAACGAAUGUCCGGCGGAUCAGUUCACACAUGCACUCGGUCACUUCGGUCAGGUCCACCGAAGAUGCUCUGGGAUGUUCGAAGUCGGGCGCGAAUGCGCACGUCUUUCCUGUCCUUAGCGAGCAAACAGAGAGGUGCAACAAACGCGGAUCGCACCAAGCCGAAACCAAAAUAGCAGCGCAGGCUCCCUGACAGCGACGUGAGACGGCGGGCUAGAUGGACUCGAGUUUCUACAUUGCACCCUUCGUCCACAUCGAGGGCGCGGGGUUCGCGUCAGGCGAGAACUGAUUAGAUUGUGACGCGGAGAUGAUCAAGGGGAUUAUCCACCAGCGUUAGGCACAAUGUUUUGGGCGAAGCAGACCGCCGAUUUGGCCUGGGUUUUGUGAGACGCAAGCUGCAACUAAGCCCUGCCAUACGCUGCGCUGAGAGCUGCCGAGGUCAGGUCUACGACCGCACAAAAGCAAAGACGGGCAAAACAUGAAACGUGAACUUCAACGUCUCACAUGAGCACCCUUAGUUUGGAAAUGAUUACAGGCGUCAACUGCCGUUUCGAAAACACACGUUACACAUACGCGGUGUUUUUCUUGGCCUUAGCGUCUUUACAGCUUUGACAGCCAGAGCGAAGGUGUAUAUAAGGAGCGCUGCCAAGAGAUACCAAGAGUUCUUCACAGCACAUUCGUUUGUUUGUCACAUCCGUUCGAUUCUCUACUCUCCUUUGGCUACUGGUUAGCUCCACCGACAGAUUCAUUCGCAUUGGUCAUUUGCCGUUUUCACUCGCUGGUCGAUUCAUUCUUGCACAAAAUCACUUCCUCAACCAUGCAUUUCACCAAGUCCAUCGUUGCUGCUUCGGCUUGCAUUUCUGCGGCAUUUGCUGCCACGCAUCAAAUCCAGGUUGGCACCAACGGCCAGAGGGUUUUCGAUCCUCCCACUGUCAACGCCGCCGUUGGUGACACGGUCCAGUUCAUCUGGGUCGCCGGUAACCACACUGUCACCUCAGGAGGAGGAAGCAGCUCAGCUGCCUGCCAACCCAGCGGCAAAUUUAAUUCAGGAUUCCUCAUCGGCACCGCCGGCAAGACCACCGGCCAACCGACAUUUUCGUUGACAGUGAAGGACACCAACCCAAUCACAUUCUACUGCGCCCAAAACCAGAAUGACCAUUGCCAGGCGAGCAUGGUCGGUGCUAUCAACCCCUCGACUGACGACAACAAUCCAAACUCGUUGGUUCAGCUGCAACGGGCUGCUUCCCAGACUAAGAUCAGCGGAGUUGCUCAGGGCGUAACUGGUGGUACUGUCGGCACUGGCAAUGUGCAGAAGAACAAGAGAGAGCUUGUUCCAUCCCGCCUCUUCAAGCUUGAUUGAAGAGUAUAAACUAGUGUUAAACGAAUUUUCAGCAUCUCUGCCCAUGAUGAGAAGCGAAAAGAGAGAUCCGAUAGCACUUGUGUAGUAUACAUAUGGUUCUAGUCCUCUGAAGCCAAACAAUGACAGGAUACGGUUGUUUGCAAAACGAA